CCUUGGCCUUCUCUUUGUAAACAUUUCAAACACCCUUCCCUCCCCCCUACUAUCCUUAUCCAUUUGUUUUAGCUUUAAUUAACUUAAUUCAUUCCUCCUCCUCUUCUCUCCCAUUAACUUGAUUUCUUGUUUGGAUUAGAAGGAACUAAAUGGAAAGAAACACCAGUUCCAAGUCUGACCUUCCUCCUGGUUUCAGAUUCCACCCUACAGAUGAAGAAUUAAUCAUGUUUUACCUCAAAAACCAGGCCAAAUCAAAGCCAUGCCCUGUUUCGAUAAUCCCAGAAGUUGAUAUUUACAAAUUUGAUCCAUGGCAACUGCCUGACAAAGCAGAGUUCGGUGAAAAUGAAUGGUAUUUUUUCAGCCCUCGAGAUCGAAAGUACCCGAAUGGGGUUCGUCCGAACAGAGCCACUGUUUCAGGGUACUGGAAGGCUACUGGCACGGAUAAAGCUAUACACAGUGGUUCUAAAUACGUUGGGGUGAAGAAAGCUCUUGUUUUCUACAAUGGCAGACCACCAAAGGGUGUCAAAACUAAUUGGAUUAUGCAUGAAUAUAGAUUAAGCGAUUCGCAUAAACAAAUCAAGAAACAUAAUGGAUCCAUGAGAUUGGAUGAUUGGGUACUGUGUAGAAUUUACAAGAAGAAGAAUUCAGCUGAGAAAAUUAUGGAUCACAAAGUUGAAGAAUCAAAUACCCAAAUUGAUAGGGUAGGGUAUUCAAAUGAUGAUAGUGAAAGUCAAGAACUGUUGAAAUUCCCAAAAACAGGCUCCUAUUCUCGUUUGUUGGAGUUGGAUUACAUGGGUCCAGUUUCCCAUCUUUUAAAUGAAAAUACAUACAUUUCGAGCUUUGAUUUCCCUAACACCAUAGCUAAUACAGGGAUUGAAGAUGUUGAGAAGCUACAGCUUGGAAACAUACCUUACAAUUACAGUACCGAGUCAGGGAAUUUUCAAGUGAAUCAGAAUGGGAUCUUAAUGAAUCCCAUGGUGUAUCAAUUUCAGUAAUAUUUGUUCAUUACAUUAGUUUUUCACCUUCACCAAAUAUUGGAUUGUCUAGAAAUGUAAAAAAUUGGAUCACCUUUAUCCGUUCAAAAAAAUUGUGAAAAAAACUACUGUUUCAUGAUA
Messenger RNA from Gossypium raimondii (Peruvian cotton), 1115 nucleotides. RefSeq names its product NAC transcription factor 29. Gene Ontology annotation, biological process: regulation of DNA-templated transcription. The transcript has 3 exons. The record is from RefSeq and is a predicted model, not a curated record. Gene Ontology annotation, molecular function: DNA binding. NCBI's taxonomy places the organism in Eukaryota, Viridiplantae, Streptophyta, Magnoliopsida, Malvales, Malvaceae. The coding region runs from base 150 to 995 and encodes 281 amino acids.